Messenger RNA from Megalops cyprinoides (Indo-Pacific tarpon), 814 nucleotides. RefSeq lists its product as uncharacterized. Gene Ontology annotation, biological process: immunoglobulin production; immune response. The record is from RefSeq and is a predicted model, not a curated record. Bases 2 to 814 code for a protein of 270 amino acids. The transcript has 4 exons. Lineage: Eukaryota; Metazoa; Chordata; Actinopteri; Elopiformes; Megalopidae.
CAUGGCAACAAAACCCACAACAACAAUGACUUUUAUCACCAUCUUCAUCUGGGCACUUGCCUUCUGCACUCAAGAAACUACAGGGCAGUACACUUUGACUCAGACUCCUGCAGUGAAAACUCUUCUUCCAGGAGACUCAGUGUCUCUGAGCUGUAAAGUCAGCAGUGCUGUGUACAAAGAUUCUUAUGGCAACUACCUCUCCUGGUACCAGCAGAAGCCUGGAGAAGCUCCUAAACUCUUGAUCUAUAGUGCAAGCACCCGUCACACGGGGACUCCAGACCGAUUCAGUGGCAGUGGAUCUGGGACUGACUUCACUCUGACCAUCAGUGGAGUCCAGGCUGAAGAUGCAGGAGAUUACUACUGUCAGAGUCUACACUAUCCUAGUAGCACCUGGGUGUUCACAGUAGUUAUGGAGCCCUCAGACGACGAUCCAAUCUGUGUAGUGAGGUUCAAGACAUUCUUUACCACAGACCUAGCUAAAUGGAAGGACAGCACCAACCUCACAUGGCUGAAGAUCACUACUGCACUUGAUCCCAGGUUUCAGGACCUGAAGUGUCUUCCCAAAGAUGAAAGGAGUGAGGUGUGGGCUUCAGUACGCAACCUGGUGAUGGGAGAGACGCCUGCACAACAACCAUCUGCAGAGACAACAGAGAAACAGCCACCAAAGAAGAGGAGGAUGUCCGUCUUCUUGCUGAGUUCUUCUGAAACGGACACAGACGAAGAGGAAGAGUCCACAGAACAAUGUCUGGACCGCUACAAAGCAGAGCCCAAAAUGGACAUGGAGGGUAACUGGCUGAAUAUAAAGGAGGACUAA